CUGCAAUCAAUUUGGUGGGUGGUGCAUGUCGCGUCGUGUGUUGGUCAUCACUGCACUGAAAUCAACAGUGAUGCUUUGUCAUGGAUGAUACAGAGGUGUUCACAGAGAACCUCUCGACCAGCGAAGCUCUACCAUUCCAACGUGUGGCACAAGGUGAAUCAUCUUUUCUUUCAAUAAAUCUCCAACAUGAAGGGGUGAGAUGGCAAAAGCUUCGAGACAGAAUACUGACGUCGGCUGAGUUGAGGGAAGACGACACAAGAUGGACAUCUCUGAAAGACGACAGAAAAUGGAGUGCGGAUGAAAUCUUCAUGACCUUCCUGCUAGAUAGGCUGGAAAAAGAUCUGGAAAUAGAAAAGGAAAGAAACGUUGAAUCAGGCCCUUUGAAACAAAGUCACAGACGUACAAGAACUAAAAGAAGAACCGUGAACAAGGAAGCAACUGACAAAGUUCAAUCAACUGAAGCAUCUCGCUGUAAAAAUGAUGGUCUUAAUGAUGUGCAGGAUAAACCACAAGAUGCAUUGUCUAACUCCCCAGUUGAGAACGUCAGAAAUGGCAAUGGAAUUAGGACAUGCACAUCUGGUUGUCAAGGACAACAGUUGUUUUCAAGUCAUCAAGAUAAAUGUGAUUGUCCAGAACUGUCCCGAUCUGAUGAUGCAACAGAGAAACGGAGGACAGAGAAUGCAGAUGAAACUGUUCUUCCAGAAACAAAUUCUAAUGAACUAGCCUCCAGAUCUGAGAGACAAAUGCCAAGCUUGAGAACCAAGACUUCACAAGAAGAAUCUGGAGAGACGGCAACAGUGGGCGGAGACAAAGUGCAGACAAAAAAGAGGAGGGGAAGGCCGAGGAUAGAAUUGGACGAUGCAGAAAAAGAGGCACUGACAUUCAACAAACGGUUGAAGGAGAUCCAGAAACAGGACCUGCCAAGAAUGUUCUCCUGUCGGAGUUGCAGCCAAAGGUUUCAGGAAGCAGAUGACCUUAGGAUGCAUACCAUCACCGCACACCUACCUAUCAGCAUACCGGACAGCGGUGACAAUGCUGCAGAGGAGAACGGUGAGAUAUUCACUCAUAUCGAGAUUGACCUUGGCCUGUAUCAGCGGGUCAACGAGGUGGACAUCCGGGAACUAGCCAUUGAGCUCAGACGCUGCCCGGAAUGCAACGAGUACGUCCCGGACAUGAAAGCACACCUGGAAUUGCACAAGGUGAAGAACUACAUCUGUGAAGCGUGCGGGAAGGGAUUUGCAAGUGGCAAGCAGCUAAAAAUGCACAGCGAGUACCACGCGAUCAAGCAGACAGGAGCAACGCCCUACUCGUGCCAAUUCUGCGAUAAGAAGUUCAAAAGUGCCCAGUCGCUGUCCAUCCACAGGCCGCUGCACAACAAGGCCAGGAAUUACAUCUGCCAGCAAUGCGGGAAAGCCUUCAAGGCAAAUACGCGAUUGCAGAGACACCUGGCUACACACGCCCAGCACAAACGUUACUCCUGCUCUUUCUGCGGACGGGGGUUUACGCAAAAAUGCAACAUGACGAGGCAUCAGCGAACUCAUACCGGGGAGAAGCCCUACACGUGCAGUCACUGUGACCAAUCAUUCAACCAUAAUAUCAGUUUGAAAAAACACUUGAAGAAGGAGCACUUAAUCGAACUGGAAGACACGACAUCCACUGUAGUGGAAGCCAUAGAUGACUUCCCUAGUGGACGUCUGCCCGCAAAGAAGCUUAAAAAGAACCUAAAAUGAAAACUUGUCACCUACUGCUUGAGAUGCUUUUAAUGACUCCCUUUAGGUUAUGUGGGGCUCAAUACAUGUAUGCAAUACAUUUGGAAAUCAUUGCAUUUCAAGAAACACUGGGUUUAGUCAUGGAGCAAGGAGCAGGAGUCAGAACUCCCCUACUUCAAAGUUAUUUGAUCAUCACUGCCCUCGAAAGCAACAAAAAAAGCACCUGGUGGCCAGCUUAUCCAAUUGCUCACUACCCUGUUGAGAUCUGUACUCACUAAUGCUUGAAGAAAGAGUUUGCAUUGAUUUGUGGAUAGCACUGUGGUGCACUUGUCAUACAUCGCCAAAAAUGAUUGAUUUGAAAGUGUUUGUUCGGAGUUGGCUAACACUGGUCCACAGUGUGGUCAAAUCACUGAAACAAUCAUUUCAUGAUGAGCCAAAUGUGCUCUAUCCCUUCCGUCGGAAACCUUAUGAAAUUUCCCAAAAUGUCAUAUUUCAUAAAUGAUGUAUUGCCAAUAAAAAAUUCAAAAUUCCAUGAUAACUUAUCGGAAAACAAUUUAAUUCAUCUUCAAAUGACAGGAACAGAUAGUGCUUUCAAGGGCCAACAACUGCACAUCGAUAACUUGAUUUCAUAACUCCCAUCUAACAACUGCACAGUUUUCAAGAAAGAGCAACGACGUGACAUGACUAUAGGGAGAUUGUUGGUUACCAACCUAAAAAGCGGUGACAAUCAUCGGGUUUAAAGGCCGCUUGCAGUCAUGCAAUGAAUGGUCCGGGCUUGCUGUCACAGUGCUGUAGCUAGAUGGACAUUCCCGAGGUAUUUAGAAUGUUAAUGGUCAAAAAUGUAAAUCGCCCAAGAGUUCUGACUCCUUCUGUUCCUUGCUCCAUGGUUUAGUCUAUCAAAGAAUGCGAAAUGAGUUCAAUUACAAAGAAAAGCCAUUUUUUGGGGGGGGGGGGGGUGUUAAAUUUAUGACUAGUUUUAAGAUAUACAUGUACUUUACACAAGACAUACUGACCCUCCAGUAGUCUAAUAAGUUUGGUAUCUGCUUUUUCCCAAAUGAGGAUUGAAAUAGCCUGACCAGCCAUGGAUCAGAUUCAGACCACCACCGGAAUUCUGAUUCCAACCCUAACAUACACGUACAUUUGCUGUCAAUCAUUCCUCAAUCCCCAUUAUUGUCUUUCAGUCCCAUAGCUUGAUUCAGUGUGAAUCCAGCAUCACUUGAUACAUACGUACCAUGUAGUCAUCAUAA
Molecule: messenger RNA, 2956 nt
Organism: Patiria miniata (bat star)
Lineage: Eukaryota; Metazoa; Echinodermata; Asteroidea; Valvatida; Asterinidae
Product: zinc finger protein 184-like
Exons: 4
Coding region: 81-1730 (549 amino acids)
Source: RefSeq, a predicted model, not a curated record